AUGGUUAUUAUCACCAGAAAUACACUUUUUUAUAGAUCAUUGAUUCAGAACCGUCGAAUUUCUAAUAUUAUUCAGCAUGGAAUCCCGAAUAAUCAAGACACGUCCGGAAAGUCCAACCACAACAAUAACAAGAAUAAUCUACGACCACCCGAAAAAAAUGAAGAAACUUUUUCGGGAACGACAGACGAAGUAGCACAUAAGGGCGCUUCGUAUGAUCCAAAGACCAUUGAACCACGUCAAGAGAUUGAAAAGAUAAAGCAUGAGAAUGAUGAGAAUGAGGAUCGGAAUCCAUUGGAAUGGAGUGCUGCCAAUAAAUCUAUUAGUAAAAAUACUGGCAAAAGAGGAAACCAACCUGUAUAG
Messenger RNA from Ambispora gerdemannii, 360 nucleotides. The record is from the annotation of a GenBank genome assembly. NCBI's taxonomy places the organism in Eukaryota, Fungi, Glomeromycota, Glomeromycetes, Archaeosporales, Ambisporaceae.